This is a messenger RNA of Trichomycterus rosablanca, 1411 nucleotides long. It is a transcript of the gene slc25a3b, whose product is annotated as solute carrier family 25 member 3b. The transcript has 8 exons. Gene Ontology annotation, biological process: mitochondrial phosphate ion transmembrane transport. Gene Ontology annotation, cellular component: mitochondrial inner membrane. Gene Ontology annotation, molecular function: phosphate transmembrane transporter activity. Bases 115 to 1188 code for a protein of 357 amino acids. NCBI's taxonomy places the organism in Eukaryota, Metazoa, Chordata, Actinopteri, Siluriformes, Trichomycteridae. The record is from RefSeq and is a predicted model, not a curated record.
UCCUAUACCGACACCGGUUUGAGGGCGGAGGUGCGGGACUUGCGUUCUCUGCGAGUGGCUGGCUGUGGAGGACAGAGGCGCCAUUUUGCGACGGAAUAAAGAAUUACCAGCAACAUGUAUCCUAGCACGCUGCUACAUUUAGCCCGGGCAAAUCCAUUCAGUGCCCCGCAGUUCACAUUGCAAAAGGUGGAGGAGCCCACACGGACAGUCGCUAAUGGACAGAGCCGCAGACUGGCAGCAGCCUCAGUGGCUGAGUCGGGCAAUAGCUGUGAGUUUGGCUCUUCAAAAUACUACGCCCUGUGCGGCUUUGGGGGCAUUUUGAGCUGCGGUCUCACACACACAGCCGUAGUGCCUCUCGACUUGGUCAAGUGUCGGCUGCAGGUGGACCCAGCGAAGUACAAGAGCAUCUUCAAUGGAUUUUCUGUCACGAUUAGAGAGGAUGGUGUUAGGGGGCUUGCUAAAGGAUGGGCGCCCACCUUCAUUGGAUACUCCAUGCAGGGCCUCUGCAAGUUUGGCUUCUAUGAGAUGUUCAAGAUUCUGUACGGUGACAUGCUUGGAGAGGAAAAUGCCUAUAUGUGGAGAACUAGUCUGUACCUGGCAGCUUCUGCAAGCGCAGAGUUCUUUGCCGAUAUUGCUCUGGCCCCUAUGGAGGCGUGUAAAGUCCGCAUCCAGACUCAGCCUGGCUAUGCUAACACCUUAAGGGAGUGUGCCCCAAAGAUGUAUGCCGAGGAGGGUCUCUGGGCGUUCUACAAGGGUGUGGUUCCCCUCUGGAUGAGGCAAAUCCCAUACACCAUGAUGAAGUUUGCCUGCUUUGAACGCACUGUCGAGUUGCUCUACAAGUAUGUAGUGCCCAAACCACGCAGUGAGUGCAGCAAGGCUGACCAGCUGGUGGUCACCUUUGUAGCUGGUUAUAUUGCUGGUGUGUUCUGCGCUAUUGUCUCCCAUCCUGCUGACUCGGUGGUGUCUGUGCUGAACAAAGAGAGGGGAAGCACAGCUGCUCAAGUGCUGAAGAAGCUUGGACCUAAGGGUGUCUGGAAGGGUCUGGUGGCCCGUAUCAUCAUGAUCGGUACCUUAACCGCCCUGCAGUGGUUCAUCUAUGACUCCGUAAAGGUCUACUUCCGUCUGCCCCGUCCUCCUCCCCCUGAGAUGCCAGAGUCUCUGAAGAAGAAGCUGGGUCUCACUGAGUAGAGCAGUUUAGUCCACUGUCAAUAACGUUUCCUGGUUUAUUUUCUAUAUUUAAUCUCCCACUCUUGCCCAGUUCCUCCCAGGCUGCUGCUCAACUUUGCCAUCUGGAUGGUGAGGGAGGGAUGUCCUCCCCUGUAUAAAUAUCACUUAGAUUAUGAAAUGAGUGAAUGACAUCUGGUUUUAAAUUUUGUCAGUAGUGUGAUUAAAACAUCUAUGUAUUACACUG